Messenger RNA from Zingiber officinale, 3064 nucleotides. RefSeq names its product homeobox-leucine zipper protein ROC2-like. The coding region runs from base 374 to 2704 and encodes 776 amino acids. The transcript has 11 exons. The record is from RefSeq and is a predicted model, not a curated record. Gene Ontology annotation, biological process: regulation of DNA-templated transcription. NCBI's taxonomy places the organism in Eukaryota, Viridiplantae, Streptophyta, Magnoliopsida, Zingiberales, Zingiberaceae. Gene Ontology annotation, molecular function: lipid binding; DNA binding; DNA-binding transcription factor activity, RNA polymerase II-specific.
CACCCUCUCAAUGCGCUGUGCAAUUACUCCUGAUCACCUCUUCCUCUCCUACCUCCUUCCUCCUCCAGAUCCCCCUCUCAUGGCUUCUCUUCCCCAACUCUUGCCCUUUCUCUGAAACCAUGCAGGCAGUGGAAGUAAGAGAGCAAGAUCGGAAGAGCACUUUGUCAUCACUCUCAGCGCUGAUCGUGUACAUGUAUCUGCAUAUCUGAUCUUGGUCUUCUUUUUCUUGUUCUCGAUCAUGUGUACGUUUAAGUAUUUCUUUUAUAGUUAAGAGCUGUUUCACCUCUCUUCUUUCUCCUCCUUGAGAUAUCUAGGUUUAGAGAGAGAGAGAGAGAGAGGGGAGCGGUGGAAUUAGGGUUUAGUUGAGAGAAAUAUGCCUGUGGGGAUCAUGAUACCUGCAAGACAUCAAUCAGCAGCAGCUUCCGUGAUGGGGAGGAACACAGGCACCAGCUUUGGCUCUUCCUCAGUCUUGUCCCUCGGUCAGCCGAGCUUGUUGGAGGCGGCGCAGCAGAUCCCGCGGCAGUACCAGCACGGCGGCAGCCAGCUGAUGGAGAUGGCGCCGGCGACCACAGCGGAGAGCGAUAUGGCUCGGGACGGGGACUUCGAGAGCAAGUCCGGCGGCAGCGAGAACAUCGAGGGAGCCUCCGGCGACGACGACCAAGACCAGAACCAGCGGCCGCGCAAGAAGCCCUACCACCGCCACACUCAGCUUCAGAUCCAAGAAAUGGAAGCGUUCUUCAAGGAAUACCCUCAUCCGGAUGACAAGCAGAGGAAAGAGCUGAGCAGAGAACUCGGUCUGGAGCCUCUGCAAAUCAAAUUCUGGUUCCAGAACAAGCGCACCCAAAUGAAGAAUCAACACGAGCGGCAAGAGAACAGCGGGCUGCGCGCAGAGAACGACAAGCUACGGGCUGAGAACAUGAGGUUCAAGGAGGCCCUCAGCCACGCCUCCUGCCUUAACUGCGGCGGCCCCGCCGCCCUCGGCGAGAUGUCGCUCGACGAACACCAUCUCCGCAUCGAGAACGCUCGUCUUCGCGAAGAAAUUGAUAGAAUAUCGGGUAUAGCGGCAAAAUACGUAGGGAAGCCAAUAGGGACGGCGGCGGCGGCGGCUGCGUCGUCUUACCCGCUGCUAUCUCCGACGACGUCGUCGAGGUCUCCGUUGGAUUUGGGGUUCUUCGGCGGCGGCGGGGAGCUGAUCCGGGGCCUGGCUGGACAAAGCGAGGUGGAGAAGCCGGUGGUGGUGGAGCUGGCGGUGGCGGCGAUGGAGGAGCUCAUCCGGAUGGCGCAGCUCAACGAGCAUCUAUGGGUGCCUCACGAUACCAUGAACGCUGCCGCCGGCGGUGCCUGCGGGGAGACGCUUAACGAGGAGGAGUACGCGCGAGCCUUCCCACGAGGCCUCGGGCCGAAGCAGUUCGCGCUCAAGACGGAGGCGUCCAGGGAGACGGCAGUGGUCAUCAUGAACCAGAUGAACCUCGUGGAGAUGCUCAUGGACGCGAAUCAAUGGUCAAACGUGUUCACGGGGAUCGUGUCGAGAGCUCUCAUGCUGGAAGUGCUAUCCACCGGAGUCGCAGGCAAUUACAACGGAGCUUUGCAAGUGAUGUCAGCAGAAUUCCAAGUUCCCUCUCCGCUCGUUCCGACGAGGGAGAGCCUCUUCGUCAGGUACUGCAAGCAGCAUCCCGACGGCACUUGGGCCGUGGUCGACGUUUCCCUCGACGGCCUCCGGCCGGGCCCGGUUCUUAGGUGCAGGAGAAGGCCCUCCGGCUGCUUGAUCCAGGAAAUGCCCAACGGCUACUCCAAGGUGACGUGGGUGGAGCACGUCGAAGUAGACGACCGCUCUGUUCACGACAUAUACAAGCCACUGGUCAACUCCGGCCUAGCGUUCGGUGCCAAGAGGUGGGUCAGCACUCUGGAUCGCCAAUGCGAGCGGCUCGCCAGCGUGAUGGCCAGCAACUUCCCCUCUGCAGAUAUCGGCGUGAUAACGAGCGCAGAAGGACGAAAGAGCAUGCUGAAGCUGGCGGAGAGGAUGGUGGUGAGUUUCUGCGGCGGCGUGAGCGCGUCGACGACACAUCAGUGGACAACGCUGUCGGGAAGCGGGGCGGAGGACGUGCGCGUGAUGACUAGGAAGAGCGUGGACGACCCCGGUCGUCCGCCGGGCAUCGUCCUCAACGCCGCCACCUCCUUCUGGCUCCCCGUCUCGCCCAAGCGCGUCUUCGACUUCCUUCGCGACGAAACCACUCGCAGCGAGUGGGAUAUACUCUCUAACGGCGGAGUCGUUCAAGAAAUGGCGCACAUCGCCAAUGGCCAAGAUCAAGGCAACUGCGUCUCUCUUCUCCGUGUCAAUAGCACGAACUCGAACCAGGGGAACAUGCUGAUACUGCAAGAGAGUUGCACGGACGCGACGGGGUCCUACGUCGUCUACGCGCCAGUCGACGUCAUGGCCAUGAACGUGGUGCUGAACGGCGGCGAUCCGGACUACGUGGCGAUCCUCCCCUCCGGCUUCGCCAUCCUCCCCGACGGGACUUCCGCAGCGGCGCAAGGAAUGUCGGCGGCCGGCGGCUCCCUCCUCACCGUCGCUUUUCAGAUCCUCGUCGACUCCGUCCCCACCGCGAAGCUCUCCCUCGGCUCCGUCGCCACCGUAAACAGCCUCAUCGCCUGCACCGUCGAGCGAAUCAAGGCAUCCGUCGCCGGCGAAACCAUUCCCCACUGAGAACAUCGUCUGUAACAUGAGAAGAAGGUGGGAGUCAAGAACGCACCUCGUGCUUCCCUUGCCGCGUGGUGCCGGUGGAAUCAAGCAAACAAAACCACGACGUCCGUGCGUGCACCACUGUGCAAGGAGGGCUGGUUCGGGUAUUGACUUUCUAAUAUAUUUCUCCAUCACUUACUAGUUACUACCGCCUCUUGGUUUUGUCCUACUGCUACUUGCUAUAAUUAUUAUUUCCAAUUUGUCCUGUAACGUUAUUGGACUUGAACCGUAGAACAGGCUUCUACUUGUUCCUGCUUUUUGUAAUUUAAUUCUAGCCAUUUUUUCUUUUAUAAUCCAGAUCUCUCUAAACCUUCGACCCAAUUA